AUGGCUCUUCUCUCGUUUUCUUCUUCUUUCGUCCGCGUCGCGCUCGUUUUGUCAACUACACUAGUCCUCCAAGCCAAUGGCCAGCAGAAAACCUUCCCUGACACACCGCUCGCCAACAAGCGCAUCCCAUUCACCCAGAUCCCAUAUCAAGUAGAUACCGAUAAAGACCUCAUUCGCGGUGCCCAAUUUGGCGUCAACCAAUGCAACUCGACGACUGAGGGCCCGGAAUCCAAGUGCCAAACCAGCUUCAUCAACUCUAUUGACGACUUCUGCCUCUGGGCACCCCCCGAGAAGGACAGUACUAUUGGCAACACCGAGGGCGAGGCUGUCGCUUGGUGCACCAAACCCGGCCGUGGGACACGUCUCAUUCCGGCUGGCGCUCUCCAGGGCGUUCAGUUCAUGAGAACCCCUGACUACGUUCAGGUCGUGGGAUUCAUUGAUCAGAAACUGAUCAACAUCGAGACCACCGACUCAGGAGGAGAGAUGGACCCUCAUGGUGCAGAUCUUCGGGGUAACCCGUUGGGCGGUUUGCUCUAUUCCAACGCCUGGGGCAGCGACAAAAACGCAUUCACUCAGGUGAUCGAAUGGCACAACUUCAUGGGAGGCAAUGCGUUCUGUCUCAAGGCAUGCGACCCUUCCAAACCCAACGCCGCCAAAUUCUGUGAACAUAUCUUUGAUCGUAUUGGCUGCGCAUACAACGCACCCAACGCCGCUAAAACUGGCACCUUCGAGUCUUGCGCCGGUGACAAUCAGGACUUCCCGGGCAUCUACACCUCCAAUGGCCAGGUGCUGACUUACACUCAGCCUGAUGAGAAGUUAGGUGCCAUCCAGACCAUGCCUUACGAGCCCAAGGUACCCGCCAGCAGCAACUGCACGCCCUUCACCAGCGCAUCACUCUACAAUGCCCUGCAGUCCGCCCCCCGCUGGCGGUGCUGCUUCAUCAGCACCCACUGCUGCGCCAAGCGGAAGCGCCAGGUCACCAAGCGGCUCUUCGGCCCCCGCGGCCCGAUCCAGUGGAAGCGGUGCCCCACGCCCCAGCGCCUCUGGCACCAACGCAGCCAAUACUCACGUCGUCAGCAUAGGAGCGACGAUAGUUGGAACCUUCUUCGCUGCGGUCUUCUUGUCGUAAUGAGUUGCCUUUUUUCUCCUAUUUAG
Molecule: messenger RNA, 1155 nt
Organism: Mycena indigotica
Lineage: Eukaryota; Fungi; Basidiomycota; Agaricomycetes; Agaricales; Mycenaceae
Exons: 9
Coding region: 1-1155 (384 amino acids)
Source: RefSeq, a predicted model, not a curated record